AAGAAACAAAAAAAAAAAAAACUUCGUCCUUUCGCAAGCUAAAGGGGAGGAGGGGGAAGGUGAAGAAGAAACCUGGAAAAAAUCCCUUCCCUUCUUCGUUCUUUAUCACCAUUUCUUCCUUUUACCGACAACACAGAGAAGAAAGGAGAAGAUGAAGCAGUGUAGUCAAGGAAUUGAUGGUUUACGAACCGGUCUCUCACCUUCCGCUAGACCUUGCGCAAUUGGUUCAUCUUCUUCGACCAUUUCUCUCAAAUCUGAACACGACGAUUCCAUCUGGGGCGAUUACACUUUAGACCUUUCCUUCUUAUCCUCUGAUGAUCAGAGAAGUGGCGUCGGUGAUGAUGAUUCCUUAUCUAACUUGUCUCGCGAUGUUGAGCCUACCAAAGAAGGAUUGUUUUUGGUGGACAAGAUAGCUUGCUCUGGGAAGGUUUUGGUAAACCCUAAUCCAGUUUUAUCGAAACUGUUGCCUGAGGUAUUGAUUGAGUCCUCUAAUGAUGUCAAGCUGGGUCUGUCCUGUAUCAACACAACACCAGUCAGGUCUGAGAAAACUUCUAUAGAGUCUGAUCAAGAUGACUCUGAGGAAGACUCUCCUUGCUGGAAAGGAAUGCAUUCUCACAAGACUUCUAGACGUUCUACUGAUGAUCUUAGUGGGUUUCGUAGAUUGAACCCCUUGGCACCUCAGUUUAUACCAUCUAAUUCUAAGAAGAAACUCGAAAAAUGUGAUGAGAAUGGUUCCUCGUCUUCUUCGUCUUUGAAGAAGUCUCUGUCUUCAACUUUUCCAUCAUCGUCUGGAGAGUUUAACUUAACUGAUCCUACUGAAGAUGGAAGCAAUGAUGCAGCAAGAAGGACAAGCGUCUUGACUCACGAUGUGGAUGAAAUUUUCGGUUUUGUAUCUAGUGAUAGUGUUUCCAAGACUGUGAGCGUGUCUGAUUCUAGAAAUGAGUUCCAACCAUCUAAAAGGUUGGAUCCUUUGGCCCCUGUCUUUGUUCCCUCUAGUGCAAAACUAAGUCCUUCUGUUCAUGAGAAGCAAGGAGCCUUUGAGACAAAUGGAAUUGCUCUUAUUUCUUUAGAUGAUAAGUCACUAAAUAAGGUCAAGGCGGUGACAUCUUCUGGAGAAGUUGGCCAUAUACUUAAGAGUCGAUAUGGUGGUCGUGAUUUAAAUUCAACAUCUUCAUACAAUCCGUGGAUUGAAUCUGACGCUGGAUAUACUGAGUAUGCAAAACCAGGAAGCUCCAGCAACAAAUGUCAUGGUCAGCGGAGGUUGAAUCCAUUGGCCCGUCAGUUCUCUCUUGCAGAUACUAAACCGAAAGCAUAUGACUAUGAGAAGAACCAAGCUGCAGAUGAUUUAUCGUUAGUGGGGAAUACUGCCGGUUUAUAUCUUCCAAGUCCUUACAGGGACCAUAGUGUAGUAGAUGCAGACUUAGCACAAUCCCCAGUAUAUGUGGAACGUGUUCUUCCCAACAUGUCACGUGGAAGUUCUUCACUUAUAUCUCCGAAGGCGGAGAGUAACUUUGGGUCUACUAAGUGGUUUGCAGUGGAGCCAAAUCCUACAUUUUCAGUAAAGGGUAACAAAGAUUUUAAGCAUCCUCUUCCAUUUCAUGUUGUAGAAGCUGCAGCAAGUUCAUCAUCAAGCGAUAUGAAUGCUUUACCAGGCCCAUCUCCAAAAAUGGAUGUGAAGAAACUACUUACAACGAUGCAUGGACUGUCAGAGUUACUAACGCUUGCACAUGGUUCAGAUUCACCAAAUGCGGAAGAGCUUGAUCUCGUUAACAGUACUGUACAUAAUCUCAACUUGUACAUCAAAAACAACAUUCAGGAACAUGCUGGGAAUCAAAGUGUUGCACGACGUAAUUCAUAUGAUCUAAAGCUGUUACCUAACAAGAGUAAGCUAUCGAUUAGAGACCUUCAGCUUCAAACGGCAAACAAUAUGACUGUCGACCUUGAUGUGAAAAGGAAGGAUAAAUACUCUGUGGUUUCAAGAGAGACGGUCCCAGAUUCUCGUUUGUAUCAAUAUGGUGCGACCAAAGAUAACAGCUUUGGUCAGGUUGUGGCUACAAGUGGUUACCAACAGAAUCAUCAAAGCGAGGAGCAGAUUAACCAACAUGCACUGUUCUAUAAAAGCUUAUGGCUGAAGGCUGAAGCAGACAGGUGUUUGAUGGUAUACGAGACUUCUAUUUCGAAUCCAAAUCUUUGAGGAUAUUAGAAAGGUUGGCUUGUAAAAUAUCAAAGAAGAGCCUCAAGAUCUCCAAUUUCUGGAUGGAGACUAUAUAGGGCAUUGAAAUCUUUUUCCUAUGAAGUAGCUGACACAUAAGGAUGAAAACCAGGCUACUGUUUGGACGUGGAGCCUUUUUGUUUGGUGAAGAUCGUAAUGUUUUCUUGUUAUGGUUCUGUUUAUUUGAUUAUCAGAUGUAUAAACAAACCAUUGUAACUCUUUUCUUAAAUACUACGUCAUCACACUCUUUGUUA
Molecule: messenger RNA, 2466 nt
Organism: Camelina sativa (false flax)
Lineage: Eukaryota; Viridiplantae; Streptophyta; Magnoliopsida; Brassicales; Brassicaceae
Source: RefSeq, a predicted model, not a curated record